GGCAGACCCCUCACAACAGUGACCACUUUCUAACAUGGCAGAUCAAUUUGUGUUGUAUUAUCAUGUGACGGCGAAACGCUCCCGUUGAUAGGACCGUAACCUCGUGUGAGAAGCGAUCCUAGUCUCGGUUAGCUCGCGAGUGUUAACGCGCGGCGCGACGCGGUCGCGUUAAACGCCGUCGCGAUGGCGGACCUCAAGAGCCCGCCGUUUAGUGAUAUCAAGCGGCCCGAGGAGGUGGUUGCGAUGGCGAUGAACGACAGCCUCAAGUUCGCCGUGCUGAUCGGCCUGAUCGAGGUGGGACAGGUGUCGAAUCGGGAAGUUGUCAACACCGUGCUGCAUCUGCUCGUGGGCGGUGAAUUCGACAUGGAGCUGAAUUUCGUGAUACAGGACGCGCAGAACAUCAGGCACAUGCUGGAGCUUCUCGAUCAUUGCCCACCCAAUCUUCAGGCCGAAAUAUGGAGCGUCUUUAUCGCGAUCCUCAGAAAAAGUGUCAGAAACUUACAAGCGUGUACGGAUGUAAGUCUCAUAGAACAUGUUCUACAUCGAUUAUCUCGUGCGGAAACUGUCGUCGCCGAUUUAUUAAUCGAUAUGCUGGGAGUGCUAGCAAGCUACAGUAUAACAGUGAAAGAAUUAAAACUUUUGUUCGGCGCUAUGAAAGCCGUUAAAGGAAAGUGGCCGCGGCAUUCGGCGAAAUUGUUGAACGUCCUCCGUCAAAUGCCACAGCGAAAUGGACCCGAUGUAUUUUUCAGUUUCCCCGGUAGAAAGGGGUCGGCGAUUGUCUUGCCGCCGCUUGCAAAGUGGCCACACGAAAAUGGAUUUACCUUCACCACAUGGUUCCGUCUAGAUCCCAUCAACUCUGUUAAUAUCGAACGAGAAAAACCGUACCUCUACUGUUUUAAAACAAGCAAGGGAGUAGGAUACUCUGCACAUUUCGUAGGCAACUGCUUAGUCCUGACGUCUAUGAAAAUAAAAGGCAAGGGCUUCCAACAUUGUGUCAAAUACGAAUUUCAACCACGAAAGUGGUAUAUGAUCGCGGUAGUGUAUAUAUACAAUAGGUGGACAAAGAGUGAAAUUAAAUGUCUGGUCAAUGGUCAGUUGGCGUCGAGUACCGAAAUGACAUGGCAUGUUUCGACAAAUGACCCUUUCGAUAAAUGCUACAUCGGAGCAACUCCCGAACUGGACGAGGAGCGUGUGUUUUGCGGACAAAUGAGUGCAAUAUACUUAUUCAGCGAAGCACUGACAACGCAUCAGAUAUGCGCGAUGCAUAGAUUAGGACCGGGAUAUAAGAGCCAGUUUCGUUUCGACAACGAGUGUUACCUGAAUCUACCCGACAAUCAUAAAAGGGUGAGUGAGCAGGAUCUCUCUACGAGCAUGGUGGACCAAAGUAUGCAAAUUGUACUCUAUGAUGGAAAACUGUCGAAUGCAAUUGUGUUCAUGUAUAAUCCAGUAGCAACAGACUCGCAGCUUUGUCUACAAAGUGCACCGAAAGGCAACGUCUCCUAUUUUGUACAUACACCACAUGCCCUCAUGUUACAGGAUGUCAAGGCAGUUAUAACAUACUCGAUCCACAGCACGUUAAACUCGAUAGGAGGUAUUCAAGUAUUGUUCCCAUUAUUCUCUCAACUGGAUAUGCCUUAUGACUGCAUAGCACCGAAUGACGUUAAGCGCGAUCCCACGUUAUGUUCGAAACUACUCGGCUUUAUUUGCGACUUGGUAGAGAGCUCUCAAACAGUUCAACAACACAUGGUACAAAACAGGGGAUUUCUAGUAAUAAGUUUCAUGCUGCAGAAAGCGAGUCGAGAUCAUCUUACGACGGAAGUUCUUGCAUCCUUCUUGGAACUCACGAAACAUUUAGUGACUUGUCUCAGCGCAAACAGCGAUUUAUUAUUGAAACAGUUAUUUUAUUUUUCAUUCCUAACAUGGCAGCUACUGGAUCACGUUCUUUUUAAUCCUGCUCUAUGGAUAUAUACGCCAGCGCCAGUACAAACACGGCUUUACUCGUACCUGGCCACAGAAUUUCUUAGCGACACGCAAAUAUAUUCCAAUGUGAGACGUGUGUCGACAGUUUUACAAACGGUACACACACUGAAGUAUUAUUACUGGGUAGCUAAUCCUCGAGCUAAAAGCGGAAUAACACCAAAGGGACUUGAUGGACCGCGUCCGCAACAAAAAGAUAUUCUUGCAAUUCGUUCUUAUAUCUUAUUAUUUUUGAAACAAUUGAUAAUGAUCGGUAACGGAGUAAAAGACGACGAAUUACAGAGCAUCCUUAAUUAUCUGACAACAAUGCACGAGGAUGAGAAUUUGCAUGACGUCUUACAAAUGCUUAUAUCUUUGAUGUCGGAACAUCCAUCAUCGAUGGUGCCCGCAUUCGACGCGAAACAAGGUGUACGAACCAUUUUCAAACUCUUAGCAGCUGAAAGCCAGCUGAUACGUUUGCAAGCGUUAAAACUGUUAGGAUUUUUCCUUAGUCGCAGUACACACAAAAGGAAAUACGAUGUUAUGAGUCCACAUAAUCUGUAUACGUUAUUGGCUGAAAGGCUCUUAUUGAACGAGGAAACACUCUCAUUGCCGACGUAUAAUGUUUUAUAUGAGAUUAUGACCGAGCACAUCAGUCAACAAAUAUUGUAUGCUAGACAUCCUGAACCUGAAUCUCAUUAUCGUUUAGAAAAUCCGAUGAUUCUGAAGGUGGUCGCGACAUUAGUUCGACAAUCAAAGCAAACGGAACAGUUGUUAGAAGUGAAAAAAUUAUUCCUCUCGGAUAUGACACUGCUCUGCAAUAAUAAUCGAGAAAAUCGACGAACGGUUUUGCAAAUGUCUGUAUGGCAAGAAUGGCUUAUCGCUAUGGCUUAUAUCCAUCCCAAAAAUACAGAAGAGCAGAAAAUAUCCGACAUGGUGUAUUCCUUAUUUCGCAUGCUUCUUCAUCACGCAAUCAAGCACGAAUAUGGUGGUUGGCGUGUAUGGGUUGAUACGCUGGCUAUCGUGCAUUCCAAGGUAUCCUAUGAGGAAUUCAAACUUCAGUUCGCUCAAAUGUACGAGCAUUACGAGCGACAGAGAUCCGACAAUAUUACAGAUCCUGAGCUAAGACAGCAAAGACCGAUUAGCACGAUUUCUGGAUGGGAUCAACAACAUUCCGGAAACAACGGCUAUAACAGACCAGCGGUAUGGGGAAACCAACAAAAUCAUGAGGUACAACACAUGGAAAGAAAUUACAAGGAGUUUGAUGCAUCCGAAGCAAACGAUCGAUUGGAAGAAUCUUGUAGUUGCGAUCUCAAUUCAAUAGACAACACUGAAAGCGACGGUAGUCCAGCCAUCGUAAAAUCGCGCAGUGAGACUUUGGACACUCUACAAUCGUGUGAGGUAGUGUCAUUGGAUUCCCGAUUAAGCGACAAACCAGAAACACCGACCACCGCGCGCGAGAUUCAUACAGAGACACCGACCAUCCUCGAGGAAGCGAAUAGCGAAGCUGUCUCGCUGCCGACCACGCAGGAGACCAGCGAGGUGAUUUCGAUUGAGAGUUCUAGUGACUUCUACAGUGAAGUGCACAAAAUUGAGAGUUCCAGUCCCGACUCGAUGAUCGUCCAGGAUACAUCAAAAAAAGAAGAAGAUGCAACUUUGGAAAAACAACCAGUUGCUCUUACCGAAUCCUCUUCGACUGAACAGAUGAAGGAAAACAUGGAAGUGACAGCUGUUGAAUCGAAUGACACGACGGAAACUGCAGAAGUUACCAAUGUUUCAAAUACAGCUUCUACAGUAGUGGAUAAAAUCGAAAAUAUCCCGGUGACGGAUAAGGAAGCAAAGGAUAAACCUAUCGAGGAAAAUAAUGUUGCGACCGACGACAGUAAUACACCGACUAACACUGAAGAUUCCGAUAAAACUACGACAGCAGUCGAAAACGCAGAUGAAAACUCUGUUGCUUUAAAAACUGACGUCGACACUGAGGAAAAUACUGUGCCAAUUGUCCCUUCUGACGAAACACGAGAAGCAUUGACAGUUAAAGUUAUUGAAAAACUUCAACUAGAGAAUGAUCGUGAAAUAAUUGAUAGCGAUACAUCAGAAGCAUACUUAACGCCAACCGAGAAUCAGGAAAUCUCGAAUGAGAUGAGAAGCAGAACAUCUGAAGGUGAGAAAAUCGAUGAUGAUACCGUCGAGAAGAAGGAUAUUUCCGAAGACAGGGACAUUACCGCUGAGACUGUUGAGAGCGACGAAGGGGAAAUCGUAAAAAAUCCUAAUUGCUCAACUAGCGUAAUAGAAAGCGGCGAGGCUUGCGCGGAGAAUGCGGUAGAGCUAGAAAAUGAGAAGGUGGAAGCAGUAGUAGUGAAUAGUGCGUUAAAUAGUGAUGAACACGCCGUGGAUUCUUUAACGGAGGACAAAAGUGCUGUUAUUAAUGAUAGCGAAGACGCGAAGGUAAAUGAGAAACAUUCAAGGGAGCCGUCCACUAUUUCUACUAGCAUAAGUGAUAAUAAGUCAGACGUUCCGGCGACGACCGGCGAGGUAGAAGUAACAGAUAGUGUUUGUAGUAAUAGCGAUGUUCAAAGUUCUGUAGAUAAUGUGACGCAAGUGCCAAAUCCUAAGCAGCAAAUCCCAACAAUAUCUACGGUCUGUGAUGCAACUAAAAGUUUAUCCGACGGUGUGCCUCAAAUCGUUAGUUCUAAUGUGGUUGCCAGAGACAAUGCGUUAUUGAAUGAUUUACCUCCAGAUCAUGUAGACGCCCAUCGCAGAUCCAGCCUGCCGAUUGUAUCCUCGGAAAUGGUCGCGGACGAUAAUGGUCACGAGCCACCCUCCUUGCCUAUGCCCUUACGAAAGACAUCGUCGCCUCAGAAACGACCAAGGAGUGCCUCAACGUCCACGCAGGUGGAUCCAAAUCAUUUUGAAGCCAAAAGAUCGAAGCAAGGAAAUCCUUCCACGCGACCAAUGUUCAGUCCAGGUCCGACGAGACCUCCAUUCAGAAUACCGGAAUUUAAAUGGUCUUACAUACAUCAACGGCUAUUGUCGGACGUUCUAUUCUCUUUAGAAACGGAUAUUCAAGUGUGGAGAAGUCAUUCGACGAAAUCUGUAUUGGAUUUCGUGAACAGCAGCGAAAAUGCCAUUUUCGUGGUGAAUACUGUCCAUCUAAUAUCGCAAUUAGCCGACAAUCUCAUAAUAGCCUGCGGUGGUUUGUUGCCCUUAUUAGCGUCGGCUACCUCGCCGAAUAGCGAAUUGGAUGUAAUCGAGCCAACUCAGGGGAUGCCAAUCGAGGUGGCAGUUUCUUUUUUGCAAAGAUUAGUCAACAUGGCUGAUGUACUUAUAUUUGCUAGCUCAUUAAACUUUGGAGAACUGGAGGCUGAGAAAAAUAUGUCAAGUGGUGGCAUACUGCGACAAUGCUUACGACUGGUCUGUACAUGUGCCGUUAGAAACUGCUUAGAGUGUAAAGAACGUGGCAGAUCGUACAGCAUGUUAGGUCGCCAAAUUGGUUCUAGUAAUAAAUCACAGCACAUACAAUCGCUCAUACGCGGGGCUCAAACAUCGCCUAAGAACAUCGUGGAUAAUCUUUCACAUCAAUUAAGCCCGGUCAAGGAUCCCGAGAAAUUGUUGCAAGAUAUGGAUGUAAAUCGUUUGAGAGCUGUAAUAUACAGAGAUGUUGAAGAAACCAAGCAGGCACAGUUUCUGUCUCUAGCUAUAGUUUACUUCAUCUCUGUAUUAAUGGUUUCGAAAUAUCGUGAUAUAUUGGAACCACCAAUAUCCCAGCGUCCACCGAGUCCAAUACAAACGAUACAGACAAAUGGUGCCGGUCUCAGGCCAGGUAGUCCUUCAGAUGGGAAUGGUGGUGGAGAAGGGCGGCCCCUAUUUCCACAGUGGUCUCACCACGUGUACCCACAGUUCCUCCCAGGAUCUCACCCUAACGCCAAUGCGAAUGUCAAUGCCAAUCACCACAUCAACCAGCACCAUCACCAGCACCCGCUACCGGCUGCCAGGCACUCUAAUCGCCAGCCACCCUCUAACUAUUAUCUCCCGAAUCAUCAUAACAAUCACUACAGCCAUCAUCCGAAUAACCAUAACUAUCAUCGUCAUCAUCACUAUCAUCAUCACAAUAACAACAACCAUCACCAUACGCUUCAAAAGCAUAUCGAUCAGCCCCGAAAUCUCUGUCAUAGAAACUCCGGUGUCGGUCUGCAAGGUAGCGGAGGUAUAAUGAGUCAAUCAGGUUCUCAAGAUGAUGGGGAAUAUGAAGUUAUCAUCGUCGACGAAAAUAAUUCUUCGAUUCUGGCCGAUCACGACGUUACAUCGUCAGGCCCGCCAUCGACUAAGGGAGGUCACAGUGGUGUACCUCGGCCGCGGACUAUUCUCGAGGAUUACACCUCAUCAGAACCAACGCUUGGCACUUCUACAAGGUCCGAACCACUGCCACGAAAUCUGCAGAGCAACGAUUCCAGUGAGGAGACAGUACAUCGUAGCAAUAUUACCGCGGACGCGAGUCCUUCUGAAAUUACUACUGAUAACGAAAAUAAGCACAAUUCAUCCGAAGAAGCCUGGACAGAUGUAAACCUCAACGAAGACGGCGAUACGAUGCCGAUUACGAAUCCAAGAGAAGAUCCGCGAAAUAUCCACAAUAUCGCCCAUUCGCGUGACAUGCAAGACAGCGAGGGCAACGUUCUGGAACAAGAAAUGCUUGGCAACGCAGAACGGGGGGAGAAACCAUCGGCGGAAAUCUCGGUGGUUCGAGUUCCCGAUCGUCUGGUAGUAACCGGAGCAUCCCCGAGAGCCGAAGAAUUGCCGAUCAAGGGUCUGGUUGAUCAUUUACCGGUACCAACACCUUCCCGCGAGGCUUCGCUCACGCAAAAGCUGGAAAUGGCCUUGGGUUCGGUUUGUCCUCUCCUACGAGAGAUCAUGGUGGAUUUUGCCCCCUUCCUGUCCAAAACACUCGUUGGCUCCCAUGGUCAAGAAUUAUUAAUGGAAGGAAAAGGUACGAGCUGCAAGGGUUUGACCACAUUUAAAAACAGCAACUCCGUCGUGGAAUUAGUUAUGCUGCUCUGCUCUCAGGAAUGGCAAAACUCUUUGCAGAAGCACGCGGGUCUUGCUUUCAUCGAGCUCAUUAACGAGGGAAGAUUGCUAUCUCACGCUAUGAAGGAUCACAUAGUAAGAGUCGCAAACGAGGCAGAGUUUAUUUUAAACAGGAUGAGAGCGGAUGACGUGCUAAAACAUGCUGACUUUGAGUCACAAUGCGCUCAAACAUUACUGGACCGUCGAGAGGAAGAACGUAUGUGCGAUCAUUUGAUUACCGCAGCACGAAGGCGUGAUAAUGUAAUCGCUAGCAGAUUAUUAGAGAAAGUUCGUAAUAUCUUGUCCAAUAAGCACGGCGCAUGGGGAUACAUGGAUCCAAUGGCUGCAAAAUUAGCCGAGUAUUGGAAGCUGGAUGCUUGGGAGGAUGAUGCACGUAGACGUAAGCGUUUCGUGCACAAUCCACUAGGCUCGAGCCACCCCGAGGCUACUCUUAAGGCGGCUCUAGAACACGGUGCACCCGAGGAUGCGAUACUUCAAGCGCGUGAAGAAUUUCACGCGCAUCUCGCAGCCUCGCGUGCACACCAACAGCAAUUGCAGUCGGCGGAUCUUUUAGAUGACAGUGAAUUGCUGUCGGACGACAGGGAUCUCGACAACGACUUGACAGGUCCGGUGAAUAUCAGCACGAAAGGCAGAUUAAUUGCACCCGGUAUUGUGGCGCCCGGCAUCAUUUCCGUUACAUCUACAGAGCUGUAUUUCGAAGUGGACGAGGACGAUCCGGAGUUCAAGAAAAUCGACAGUGAGGUGCUGAAGUAUUGCGAUCAUUUACACGGGAAAUGGUACUUUUCCGAAGUACGUGCAAUCUUCUCGCGACGUUACCUGCUGCAAAAUGUGGCCAUCGAAAUCUUUCUCGCCAGCAGAACCUCGAUCCUGUUUGCGUUCUCGGACCAGGCGACGGUGAAAAAGAUGAUCAAGGCGCUACCGCGAGUCGGCGUUGGCAUCAAAUACGGGAUACCCCAGACUAGACGAGCAUCAUUGAUGUCACCGCGACAAUUGAUGAGAAGCUCUAAUAUGACUCAAAAGUGGCAGCGUCGAGAAAUAUCGAACUUUGAAUAUUUAAUGUUCCUGAACACAAUUGCUGGCCGUACCUACAAUGAUUUGAAUCAGUAUCCUGUAUUUCCUUGGGUAUUGACAAACUACGAAACGAAGGAGCUUGAUCUCAGCUUACCGAGCAAUUAUCGAGAUUUAUCAAAGCCGAUUGGCGCAUUGAAUCCAAACAGGAGAGCUUAUUUCGAGGAACGUUUUCAAGGCUGGGAACACGACACUAUACCACCCUUCCAUUAUGGCACGCAUUACUCUACGGCGGCCUUCGUUUUAAAUUGGAUGAUACGUGUGGAACCGAUGACAACUAUGUUCUUAGCGUUACAAGGCGGCAAAUUCGAUCAUCCUAAUAGGCUUUUUUCGUCUAUCGCACUCUCGUGGAAGAACUGCCAGCGUGAUACAUCCGACGUCAAGGAGUUAAUUCCGGAAUUCUUCUUUCUGCCGGAAAUGCUGGUGAAUAGCAAUCGCUAUCGUUUGGGCAGGCAGGAGGAUGGUAGCGCGGUCGGCGAUGUUGAAUUACCACCUUGGGCUUCAUCUCCCGAAGAAUUUAUACGUAUAAAUCGAAUGGCACUCGAGUCCGAGUUUGUAUCUUGUCAAUUACAUCAAUGGAUCGAUCUGAUAUUUGGUUAUAAGCAGAAAGGUCCGGAAGCCGUGCGUGCGACCAACGUUUUCUAUUAUUUAACGUACGAAGGUAACGUGGAAUUGGACACGAUCAACGAUGUCACGAUAAGGGAAGCUAUAGAAAAUCAAAUUAAGAAUUUUGGACAAACGCCGUCGCAGCUCUUGAUGGAACCACAUCCUCCGAGGAGUUCAGCGAUGCAUUUGUCACCAAUGAUGUUCUCGAGCAUUCCGGAUGAUGUGUGCAUGACCAUCAAGUUCCCGUCUAAUUCGCCGAUCUGUCACAUCUCAGCUAACACUUAUCCCCAAUUGCCACUGCCAUCGGUUGUGACGGUAACCACUGGACAACAGUUUGCUGUUAAUCGGUGGAAUACUAAUUAUGCAGCCUCUGUGCAAUCUCCGAGCUAUGCAGACACACCUCAGGCCCAAGCUGCCAACCAGCCUUUGUCUAUGGACCCUGUUCUCUCUCAAGCGGCAAACAGCUCAAAUCCAAUGUUACAACGUCGACAUCUAGGCGAUAACUUUAGCCAGAAGCUCAAAAUUCGCAGCAAUUGUUUUGUCACUACUGUGGACAGUCGAUUUUUGGUGGCCUGUGGAUUUUGGGAUAACAGUUUCCGCGUCUUUUCGACCGAAACAGCAAAAAUCGUCCAGAUAGUCUUUGGUCAUUAUGGCGUCGUCACUUGCUUAUCGCGCAGCGAGUGCAACAUCACUUCCGACUGCUACAUCGCGUCCGGAAGCGCGGAUUGUACCGUUCUUCUCUGGCAUUGGAACGCCAGAACUCAGACCAUUGUCGGCGAGGGUGAAGCACCGGCACCACGCGCCACUCUCACAGGCCACGAACAGCCUGUGACAGCCGUCGUCAUAUCUGCCGAAUUGGGAUUAGUUGUCUCGGGAUCUCAUUACGGUCCAGUACUUGUUCAUACUACUUUCGGCGAUCUCCUGAGAUCGCUCGAAGCACCGAGCGGAUUUUCGUCACCCGAAAACAUUGCUAUGUCACGUGAAGGCGUCAUUGUAGUAAAUUAUGAACGCGGGCACAUAGCUGCGUUUACCAUAAACGGAAAGCGUCUUCGUCACGAGUCUCACAACGAUAAUUUACAAUGUCUACUGCUGAGCAGAGACGGUGAAUAUUUGAUGACAGGAGGCGAUAAGGGAAUCGUAGAAGUUUGGCGAACUUUUAAUCUUGCUCUACUUUAUGCUUUUCCUGCAUGCGAAAGCAGUGUGCGCUCUCUCGCGCUCGCUCAUGAUCAAAAGUUUCUUCUAGCUGGUCUGGCAAAUGGAUCCAUUGUGAUAUUCCACAUCGACUUCAACAGAUGGCAUCAUGAGUUUCAGCAGCGUUACUGAAAUUACGACUUUCUCUUCGCCUAAGAAAGUAUGGCGCCCAUAAAAUGUUAAAACAAACUUUUGCGCUUAUCUCUUUAAAUAAUAUGACAAUUUUGAACAUGUAUGUGUCGGACAAAUAGCGCUUCGUUCGUGUGAUUUCCCGUUGAUCAUGGAUCUUUCACGAGAGUUUACAAAUGUGCGACAGAAACAAAUAUUAUUUGCGCGACACUUGUACGGGCCAGCUUCUCGUCAAACAUUAGUUUUAGAUUCGCCACAAUUUAUUCAGUAUGCAAAAUAAUCUAUCAGUUGUUUUGGAUUAAGUGCAGUGAGAGCGGUAAUGAAACGAGUGCUGUAUUUUUCAACGUAAUACGCUGUGGAUUUUAACGUUCAGCAAUAAACUCGCUUUCGUGGCUGCGUGCAGUGCUUUCGUAAGGAGAAACUCGAACGGAGGAAGAUACAGGGCGCGAGAUGCAAUCAGAUUUUCAGGUUUAUCUCUGCGUGUAAUUACCGAGUCAAACCCAUAUUGCAAGCUAAUAAAGCGUGAAAAUAUACGCGUGUCGCUCGAAACGCUAGUCAAUUAACGAAGACUCGGAUCUACUUAUCUACGUUCGCAGCUGUUCGCGGAUUAUUUGCGCGAUUUUGUCUCAUAGGGGCGUAAAGAAAAGAAUACGCUCUACCGGGGAAAAAUAACCGUUGAAAAGAGAGGAACCGCGUCGAGACGGCGGAACUGUUUGAACAUACGUUAUUUUUAUGCCUGAAACUGCACGUGGAUUUGGCCACGACAUUUUAGCAUUAAUGUCCAAUGUAAAUACGGAUAUAUUCUUCACGUUAUAUAUAUACACACAGACGUACAUACACAUGCGCGCGCGCUUACUUCCAUAUAUAUCAAAGGGGAUGAGGAGGAGAGGCAUAUUUUAUCGCCAAAGUAUUGCAUUGUAUUCUUCGCAAACGUAUUAAUGUCGCUCAUGUCGAACUUUUUGGCUAAGCACCUUGUACGUUGAGUUUGGACUACAUGCACUGCGAAAGCACUGCGUAUCACUGAUACCGAUGCCGAGCCGGAAUGGAUGCUGCGCCGAGAUAUAUGGCUAAUCAUUCUCCGGAUCGCGGUAAUCAGUCCCUGCUACACUUUCUACACCCUAAUAUUCGCGUCCUUCAAAAGAGAUCCUAAUUUUUAUCAAAGCCGUCCAGCUUAACUUUCGCGAGGAUAUUUCUUAGUAUUUUCGCACGCGACGUAUAUUAUUCAGCAAAGCAAGUUAUUUAGGCUAAAGUAAAACAUCCCGAAUUCAUCCUUAACAUUCCGCGACUUGUCAAGGAUCUGUGUGUAAAUGCGUCAUCCCUAGGAUGACUCGAGUGAUGAUAGAGCAGAGUAUACGAGAAAGAGAGAGAAAGUAAAAAAGAGCAUAAAUGUAAGUGAGAGAAUGCAAAUAUACACAUUACAUUCAACAACGAUGGGGAAGAAGAUGCUUGAUCAUGCAUAAGUGGUAGAGUUACUGGCUUCAUUUUCGUUCGUACGUCAUCGUAGAACGUGUGAUAGUUGUCUUGUGGUAGAUAUUACUACUAAAUACUGUUGUCAUUUUAAGCCCUCUUUCGCGAAAAAGCUGUAAAACACGGGAUAUCGUAUAGGUAUAGCCUUCAGUUGUUUGUACGUAUUCUGAAUAUAGUGUCUUGUCGUCAUUUCGGGAGGUCUCACAAUCUUGUGUAAGUAAUUAUUUAUCUAUUUAAGGCGAAAUCAUUCUGUUGUCACUGUUUAAUAGCCAUAUAACUAUAACGGAUAUAUUUCAUCAAAAUUAUCGCAACAGUAGUCAAAAAAUCUUUGUGUAUACGAGAAAAUGAUGAGAGGUGCAAGGGCGCGAAGGAAGAGAGGGACAGGAGAGAAUACGGGACUAUAAGAGGAAAAAGAGAGAGCAUAAAUGUGUAAUCUAUUUGAAGCGAAUGUUUUAUGGAUCGCAGUUGAUUAUCGCGAUGAGAUUCGCGAUAAUAUAUUUAAGAAGGGAUGCCGUAAAAUUGAUUACAUAUUAUUAUUAUACAAUUAUAUUUAUAUUCUACAAUUAUAUUAUACAAUUGGAGCGAAUGAAUCAAUCAUUAUUUGCUUUAUUCAAUUGAAGUGGUGUAUUCAAUUCUAGUAAUUAUUUAGUUUAUUAUCGAACUAGUCGAAAAAUAAUGUGAAUCUAGAAUAUUUGUGUUGCAAUAUUAACAAAAUCAGUUUAGAUAAAGCUUUUCCGCGUUUUUAACAAUUUUAAUAAAUUUUGAAUUUUUUAACGAUGGAAAAAACCAAAUUUUAAUGGCCAGUAUUGAAUUUGGUAUCACGGCAAGGAAUAGAUUUUUUUGGUACCUUGAUACGUGUUCUAGUCAAGGAUUACCGUCGACUAACCGUCGCGAAUCAUCUGCGAUCCUCAGCAUUUAUAUAGGUAUCGAUACACUUAAAAAUUAUGCCGUUUAUACGUGUAGGUGUAUAAAGUAAAGUAAAGGCAUAGUGCGGUCGUUUUCGAGCGAUCAAUCACUUUGGGUUUGCGAGAACACGGUAGCGUUACGAUUGUAAUAUCGAUUUCUGCUGUGUACACCGGACGAUCAGGUGGAAAUUUGCUUGCACAACCGAUAAUCGUACAAUUUUUAAACAUAUAGGAGAAUGUUACGUGUGCAACGUGUUAAUAAUGGUGUAUUGCCACUCUCGUUAUGGGCGUGCUUUUGCAUGAUCAUUACUGUUCUGUUGGUUUUAUUCGCGCGAGAAAAUAAAAAUGAAUGAAUAAGAAAGAUGGCAAUCAAAGAAUAGAACGAAAGGAACAAGAAGUCAAGGGUUGAGGGUUGUGUCUGAGUGCUUUCAAUAAUAAUAUCACUAAAUCUGUCGCAUACGUGUGAAAAAAAAUUUCUGUCACGCAUUUAAAUGUUUACAUGUAUUGAUGUAUAGGCGCGUACUCUCUAUCGACAUUUUAUUUUCGCUAUGAAAUACGAUUAUAACCGAGAAAGAGAAGCACAGGACAUUCCAACUGCAUUUUCUGCUUUUUGCCUAUUAAAAUUGCAUUUAUCUGAUUAUUCCAUAUAUUCGGAUUGAUUAAGGAAGAAAAUUGGCAAACCGCUCCUUGUUCAUAGAUACAGUCAAACUUAAAAAAAAGCAGUGACACGUGUUCGCGAGUACGAUGUGUUCGAUUAGGCAGCACCCAGUUUCGCAUUAAUCAAUGAGCGCAAAGGCAGCGUAAUGGGUGAGAAUGCAUCGGAGUAAUAGAAGAAGUCGCAUAAGAAGAAUUUUUAUAUUUGUUUAGAUGUGUGAGAAUGUGCUGCACUCUUUAAGCAAGUUGUUAGUGAAUUCCCUCCAUAUUGCUAAUAUACAUAAAAGAAGUUAACUCAAAUCGAUUUCUGUCCGUGUACUUGAACAUUUCAGUACCUAAAAUAUAAUAUCGCUAAAUAUUUUAAAUAACGCUAAGUACAACGCUACAAGAGUUUGCCUAUAUUAUUACUAUGAUUUAUUGUCAUUAUAUUAUUAUUAAUAUUCUUAUCAUUAAACGAUUGUGUGGUCACACAUUAACGUACUUAAUAUUAACGAUUAUCUAUACAGGAACAUAGAUUUGUAUAUUCGUCGGAUAAGACUCUUAAUGUUUGCGUGUUAAGUGAUAAUAAUUUACUUAUCCACUAUUAUGAGGAAGGCGCGAAGAACUGUGUAAAGUUUUAUCCGGUUCGUUCACAUAUUCUGCGAGCUGCCCAUAGAGAAGUACUUACAUCUAGAUUAAUCGAUGCGUCUUUAAUGUUUUAUAAGCGUAAUCACGGGCUGGAAAUGAGAGAUGAACGACGCUGCAAAACACACGCGACACGGAUAUAACACAUAAGCGCUUACUUAUUAGGCUCGUAUUAUCUACCUAAGUCUGUUUUAAGCCUCUCAAAAGAGACUGUUAAGAGUGAUGCGGGAGGGAGAGGGAGAAGGUAGUCAACGUAAAAGCCAUAGCAAAGAAGCUCAACUGAAUGGUAAAUCUCGGUUCUCACGAGAAAGUGUGUAAAAUCAAUCGAAAAAGCUUUUGUUAUGUAUGAUCUUUUUUCUUUUUUUUUUUUUACAUUACACACACGAAUAGUCAAUAUACAAUAUUGUAGCCGUGACAAUUGGAGCAACCUCGAUCGCGCGGAUCCAAUGGAGGCUCGUCGUAUAUCGUUUGUGCCGAAUAAUGUUUUAUAAACAUCGUUAACUCGUUUUUUCCGACUCCGAACAAGCGACACGAACUUUUAACUUUUGCGCCCCAUUCGGCGCCGCGCGAAUCAUGGUUGAGCUCUUCCGAUUUACGCGAAACAUUAACGCGCGAUUACAGAUUCUCGUCAGGAUCGAGCCUCCUGCCGAUACACGGAUCAUUUGGACGGUGAACGUUUUUGUCAUCCCAAAUUUUUGAGACACACGCACGUAGAGAAAGUACGACCGAUCGAUUGCGUUCGUGAACGGAGAUUGUAAUUAGAGGCCUAAGAUUGUUUUGCCGGCAAAGUUAAAAAGCGUGAUUUCCGUGACGGUUCGAUGCUCGAUCGGUGAAUGUAGGAUGGCGCACCGUCGAAAAAGUCUCGACACUUUGUCUCGCAUGAUUUCCGACGAAUCACAUAAUCACGGGCAUCGACGAUCACCUCGUCGUUGACGGGAUAUACACGGUACAGAUUUAUUCCCGCCACUUUUAAGAAGUACUACUAGGUAGAGAAAUACUUAAGUCUCGUUGCUACAUAACAGUAUAAGCUCUAUCGCUUAUUUUAUACUUAGAAGUAUUGUAAUGUUUCGAUUAUAGAGAUAACAUAAUGGGAAAGUUGUAUCUUAGCAUAAGCUAGAAUAAUCUGUAAAGAUAAGUAGUCAAAUAAAUGAAAAGUACAUUUGAUGUUGCA
Cataglyphis hispanica is the source of this 14853-nucleotide messenger RNA. RefSeq names its product neurobeachin (gene rg). Gene Ontology annotation, molecular function: protein kinase binding. NCBI's taxonomy places the organism in Eukaryota, Metazoa, Arthropoda, Insecta, Hymenoptera, Formicidae. Gene Ontology annotation, cellular component: cytosol; membrane. The transcript has 53 exons. Gene Ontology annotation, biological process: intracellular protein localization. Bases 184 to 10035 code for a protein of 3283 amino acids. The record is from RefSeq and is a predicted model, not a curated record.